This is a messenger RNA of Perca flavescens (yellow perch), 3741 nucleotides long. RefSeq names its product synaptopodin 2b (gene synpo2b). Lineage: Eukaryota; Metazoa; Chordata; Actinopteri; Perciformes; Percidae. The transcript is spliced from 3 exons. The record is from RefSeq and is a predicted model, not a curated record. Gene Ontology annotation, molecular function: actin binding. Gene Ontology annotation, biological process: positive regulation of actin filament bundle assembly. Gene Ontology annotation, cellular component: Z disc; nucleus; actin cytoskeleton. Bases 1 to 2544 code for a protein of 847 amino acids.
AUGGAACCAGAAGCUGAAGACCCAGACAACAAUGAUAACUUGGUCCCUUGGUCAGGUUCAGAUGGUUCCCAGGAACUUUGUGGUUCUUACAAUGAAGAUGAUGCCAGUGAUGAAGAGUACCCUUCAGACCCUCUACCUUCCCACAUCCCGAUGUCCGAGUCCACAGAACGCCUUCAGUCAGAAGACUGGGAGUCUGCAGGUGAGCAACAUUCCCUGCCUGAACUUAGCGGAAGUGAAGAGGAUAUUUCAUACCAAGAAGAGGAUGACUACCUUAGUGAAUCAAGGGAGUCCAUUACAGAGUCUCCUCACAUCCAACCCUCACCAACAUCACAGUCUCCACACCGACAGCGCCCUGAGUCCGAGCCUCACGCUGGCCAGAUAUCACGGCUGCAUUCCCAGUCAUCUUCCUCUUCUCUUGGCUGUGCAGCUGAUAUGACCCUGGCCUUGACCCUGACCACAGAGCAGCCUCUGGGAGCCAGUAAUAGGCAGGGCCCAGGGACUAGGAACAGGAGGGUUGAAUCAUCAGAGGAAGGAGGGAGUAGUGAAGCACCUCCUGCUUCUGUCUUCUUUGGAAUUUCAGACGAAGCUGCUGAGCAGGCAGAGAAGUGGAACUCGGAGUCUGACACAGAUCUGUGCAGACCGGACAGACAUAGGGCAAGGUCCACACGGCUCAGUCACAACGAGAGCCAAUCAGAAAGAAACGUCAAGGAGACCAAGUCCAAAUGUAAGCGAAUUGCUCGGCUUCUAACAGAUGCCCCUAACCCUCAAAAUAAGGGAGCCUUGCUGUUUGAAAAACGCCGCCAGAGGGUCAAGAAGUAUACACUUGUGAGUUACGGGACUGGUGAGAACAAGCUUGACAGCAAAGACCAAAUAGAGGAGGAAACUGAAGUCCGAUCAGCUGGUUAUAACUUUAUUGCAACAAGUGAAUCUGAAUUAGAAGAGGAGUAUUCUGGUUAUCACCAGCAGCGAAAUUUAAGUCUGAAUUGGGAAAGUGUUGGAGAAAUGGAAGCACUACCAGAAACAAAAGGAAAGGGUGUCAUGAUGUUUGCCCAACGCCGCAAACGGAUGGAUGACAUUGUGUCAGAGCAUGAAGAACUGAGGAAUAAAGGAUUACCGGUGGAGACAUUAACAGAACCCGAACGUACAGAAGCACAGAAUAUUUAUGACACUGAGGAAAUGUACGUGCAUUCUGAUCAGGCCAACUACAUGGAUGCAAAUCUCAAGCAGCAUGUAGAACACCAAGAAAGUCUUCAACAGAUGAACCACCUGUCCAAUGUGCCAAGACCCUUGGUGCCAAACAGAACUGCGAAGCCUUUCCUUGGAUUUCACGUCAGCACAACUACUCCUGCCUUGCCUGGUGGCGUUGUUCCAGUGACAAAGAAGCACGAACCGAGAUUUAGAGUACCUGUGCCUAUUAACACUUACCCGCAAGUUUGGUCCCCAACUGGAGACAUUAUAGCCUCAAGAGAUGAGCGAAUAUCUGUGCCAGCGAUAAAGACGGGCAUCCUACCAGAGUCUAAAAGGAAAGCCGCUAUUAAACAGCAAUCAAUGCUGGCACAAGGAUCAGAUCUUCACCUUCAAAACAAAGGGGAAAGGAGGUCUUAUAUUGAGACAGAGGAAGACUGUUUUAGUCUAGGUGCUGAAGCUUGUAACUUUAUGCAACCCAAAACAACAAAACUCAAGAAUCCCCCUCCAGUUGCCCCUAAACCUACAAUUAACCCAUCCUGCCCACCUUGGAUGGGAAGGAGCCCCUCUGGCGAGCCCUGUAUUCCACCAAGAAGUCCGGUUUCACAACCUUCUCACAGUUCUGUUGGGAUUCAUAGUCAGCAUUACUUACAGCAGCAAGAUUGGGCGCAGUCUCAACAGAUGGGCAACCAUUGGGCACCAAAUCAAACUCAGGCAACACUUCAAACACCUGCCAAUGCCUGGGUUCCUGUCAACUCCUCUUCUCAGCUUCAUCUUCAGCCAACCACAAAUAGCUGGAGUCAACAGCCGUCACAAUCCCCUGGAUUUGGUAGAAGCCGCUCCCUGAGUCUGCCCAAGAGACUGAAUUCGAUGCCUUCUCCCAGAGUUGGGUCACCUGCGAGCACACUUGGAAUCCAGUCUUCAUUUUUACCCGCACAGAGGCAAACAUCCUUUCAAGAAAAGGUCUACAAGCCACUGUCACCGUGGGAUGCGGCAUCCAGAAGCCCCAUUGGUUCAGUGGAUGAUGCCUUUGUGUUUCAGAGCCUCCCUUCAUCUAUUGCCUCUAAUGUCAAAGCCACAGCUCACCGCAGAUCUCUGCCAGAGCCUCCAGAUGAAUGGAAGCGCAGGGUGUCUCUUGAUCCUGCAGCUGUCAGUAUGGGUCGUUAUCAUGCGGCCCCAGCUUUUCAGGCACCUUUCAUGAGCAGGACAUUUUCACCUGAGAAACCAGCCUUCUAUGGGCCUCCCUUCAGACCUGCCCAGCCUCUGGGGCCUGACAGCAGGGCCAGUAUUGGAUACAUGGGACAUGGCUCCAGUCCAACAAAGUACUCUCCCUUGCAUAGUGCAGUCCAGAGAAGUUAAUACCACUAAGAUGAGACAAAGAUAAAUCUACUUUUAUAUUAACAUACAUGACAUAUGGUGUAAAGCAUAUUGAACUUGGAAUACAAAUGUUAAUUUGGCCCAAAGAGAUGGAAUAUGUUCGCUCUACUAUAAUGAACAAUGAGGUUGUUGGGACAUGGGUUGGUUAAAAUUUUUCCAAUAGGUCUGAGACUCAUGAGAGGCAUACUUUAGACAAUUUAGUAUGUUUGUUUUAAAUUGUUGAUGGGAGUGAUAAAAGUCACUAACUUCAUGGUACGAGUGGUCACUUGGUUUGAAAAGCACGACUCACUAUUGUGUUGAUGAUAAGAUAUAACCUUGCUAAGCAUUGAUGGGAGAGUUUGCAAUCGUGUCUAAGAUUCAAAAUCAUUAUGUUUUAUUUGUUUCUUUAACAGGCUGAUUUAGGACAGAACAGAAGUGGACCACUACAGUCAAGAAAGGUUUUAGCAACGUGUUAUGAGAGCUAAAAUGAACGUGCAGUAGAUGAAAGAAAUGUUUGGUACAUUGCUUUUUUAUAAAUGUAGAGUGGCUUUGCUCAUUUUUACAUUGUUGGUUAUAAAUAUUUAGUGGCAAUUUAAGAAUCGUAUGUGUGGAUAUUCAGUCAUGUAUGUUUACUUUAGCUUUAAAGUCAAUGUGACUUUGUGAUCACUUCUGCACAUCUGCAUAUUUCAUACAGCGAUAAGUUACCAUUACAGAUGUUACUCAUAUUGUUUUAAUGUCUUUUCUCUCACAACUAUUGCAGUGGCGAUGAUACGUAUAUUAAAAGAGUAAACAUUUCUAGUAAUCUGCAGCACUUUCUAGUGACUGCUUAGUUACAUACAGACUAUAUUCUAUUUGCUCUAAGGAAGCUACAGUGCAUUUUUAGGAAAGUGUUGCAUCUGAAUGUUGACCUUAUUUGAACUGAUAACCUACACGUGAUAUUUCGAAAUAGAUUUAAGAGGAAUAAAUGUUGCAUACAUGCAUGCAUACAUUCAUGACGUACCCCACCUUUAAUCAUACAAUGUGUGGUGUUAAAGUGUAAACAGAACCACAGAUUCUACCAUUCAAUAUGACUGAUGGAGUAAGGUUUCUUGCCUAAUUUGUGGUGGGCUUUUACCCUGUGUUUGAUGAUUUUCUUGAAUAAAAUAUUAUGUUGUUGCACCUUUUAAACACACACUGAAAAAUUAAAAGACAUAAAAAUGC